AUGGCUUCAAGAAGUCCCACCGAGAGUCAGGCAAGGCCCGAGAUUGGGGACGCCUUGAUCGUGAUACAUGACUUCCAGGCCCGCAGCUCCGAUGAGCUGAGCCUAGCCAAGGGAGACCGAGUCGAGUUGAUCGAGCGGGAUGACGAAUUUGGCGAUGGAUGGUUUCUCGGCCGCCAUCUCGUCAACAACAACACUGGACUCUUCCCCGAAGUGUACACGCGGCCGGCUCCAAACUCCGCAACCACGUUUACGCCCUCAAAGCCGCUCCCUCCCGUUGCGGAGGUAAACCACGAUACUGAUCCCGCCUCGGUCGCCAGUGCCUCCCCGAAUCUAACAAGCGAUCCUUCCGCGUCUCCAUCGGCAAGCAAGGCUGGGGAGAUGCCAGUCUCAUUGCCCCUCAACUCGUCAAAGCUCGACCCAUCGAUGGGUUCCAGUGUCACCAGCCCCAUCACCCCGUCAUCCGACCUAGGGCGGCUCAACAAUCCGAGCCAGGAUAGCCAAGUGCUCAACGAGACUCUCAACGUCAUCAAUGAGCACAUCACCGACUUGAGAUCUCCCUCGAGCAACGGAGCGCUUCGGGCACCAACCGAUUCAGGCAGCGAGUAUAGCGCCCCGCUCGACCAGAGGAUGUCCUACAUUCAAGGUGAGGAGACGGACGAAGAGGAAGACCAAGUUCACACUCGCGCCGAGGUGGAAGCUUGGAAUCCCGAAGACGUUGCCGAGUUCCUGUUCACGGCCGGCGUCGAGAAACAUCAUUGUGAGGUGUUCAGGGAUCAGGAGAUCUCUGGAGAAGUACUUUUGGGCAUGGACCAGAGCUCCUUGUUCAUCAAAGCCUUUGAUCUGGGGUCCGUCGGCAGGCGCCUGAAGACGUGGCACAAAAUCAAGGCACUACAGGACGAGGUCAACAGCCAAGGGAUCUCGACGCGGAAGACAUCCCAAACAUACGACGGCGAAGUGGCUUCUGAUGAUGCCAAGCGGACCAGGAGUCGCAACAACACGCUUACGAGCCCCAUACUGAAUCGGCCAAUGUCGGUGCACACGCGCCGCCUCUCCACGACACAGACGCCAAGACCAUCGCCGGCCGCGCUCCACAGCCCGGUUUCCUCUCAGGCGGCUCGCGACAGCCCGACCCUCGCCGUUCAUACGCGGCGGCCUUCGGCUGCAUCCAUUAGGGAACUGAACCACUCGCGCCGCCAUUCGUCAACCGACUUCCGACUUUCCGGCACCAACCUGGGCACUUUCGUGCCUGCCCUUAACACCAACAGAAGCAGCGCUGACGCCGACGGUACACACAAGAAGCAGCCAUCCUUCGACCGGAACUGGACUCUCGGCAGCGCCUUCUCGCAAUCGUCGCCGCGUCCCCUCUCGUCGGCGGGCCUCAAUGACAUGGUGGGAGGCUCAGAUCCAGACAUGUUGCAGGACUCGGCCGUGGACUUGGACCGCGGAUACUUCUCUGGCACCGAGGUGGAUGGACGGAAACGCAACGUCUUGAGGAAGCGGGACGGAGCGAGCCACUCGAAAAAGUCGAGCUACACGGAGGAACAGAGGGUGCGAAGUGCAACGGCGCUCUCCAAGCAUUCCAGGUUCGGCAGCGUCGACUCGUUCCGAGACGGACCCCCGUCUUCGGCCAUUCAGAAAUACUACGGGGUUCAGGCGACGAGCCAUAGGAGAACCGCGUCGACCAAUACUGCCGAGUCUGGGCGUCCCCUUCCCCCGGCCAAGGACGGGCCGUCGCCGACCGUCACUCAUCUUGAACCUGGGUCAGGCUCGGGCCGAUCGCUCCCAUCUCCGACAGCAGCGAGACAUCCAGGGUUCCAUUCUGACUGGUUCUCGAGUGUCGUCAACAAGCCGCUCGGCAAGGCGCGCCCGGGAAAACGCGCCAUCUCGGAUAGGCUGGUCGGCAACCGCCAAAAAGAAUCUGAAUUGGCCGACCCGGCGCUGAAAGAGCCGUCUCUGGACUCGCCUGCUCGGACAGGUUCCAGCACUCCAUCCGUCGGUCCGAGUCUCGACUUGGAAUCUCCGAACACAGGCAAGAGCUCGAGCACAGCGGCUACGUCUGCAAGCAAAGCGAACAAGAAGAAGGGCAAGAAGGAAACAAGCGCCUACACUCGCGGACUUCUGAACAUCCCCCCACUGGAAGCCAAAAAAAGCGCCGACUACUACGGUUGGAUGAGCAAGAAGAGCUCGAAUCUGAUGACGACAUGGAAACCACGGCUGUUCGUUCUCAAGGGCCGACGACUAGCGUACUACUACUCAGAGGAUGAUGACCAGGAAAAGGGCCUCAUCGACAUUUCGUUUCAUCGCGUGCUUCCGGCCAGCAACGAGAAGCUGACUGGCCUUCACGCAACGAUAACGGGUGCUGUGGGCGGGCCGAGCAUCCCUAUAGCCAACAUUUCGCAGAGCAGCGGCAAUUCCCCCGGCUUGGACAAGGGCGACGACUCGCCAUUCAUCUUCAAGUUGAUACCCCCGCGCGCCGGGCUUUCGAGAGCCGUCAACUUCACCAAGCCGACGGUGCACUACUUUGCCGUACCGAAUCUGAACCAAGGGCGCUUAUGGAUGGGUGCGCUGAUGAAGGCGACCAUCGACCGGGACGACACGCAGCCUAUCACAAGCACCUACCAACAAAAGACGAUUUCCCUCGCCAAAGCAAAGCAGAUGCGUCAUCGGCCCCCGGCGCUGAUGAACCUCGAGGAGGCCAACGAGGAGGAACACAAAGCCCGGAGUGUCAAGAAGACCAACGGCCUGGGGAUAUUCGGCGAGUCAGACAGCGGCGUCUCGGGCAUGGACAAGCUGGCGGGCGCCAAGCCUGACUCGGCGGCCGACGCUGGGGACAAGGGCAGUGCGCUCCCGCCGCCGAGUGCUUAG
Messenger RNA from Hirsutella rhossiliensis, 2865 nucleotides. Its product is annotated as Sterile alpha motif domain-containing protein. Gene Ontology annotation, cellular component: plasma membrane. The coding region runs from base 1 to 2865 and encodes 954 amino acids. NCBI's taxonomy places the organism in Eukaryota, Fungi, Ascomycota, Sordariomycetes, Hypocreales, Ophiocordycipitaceae. Gene Ontology annotation, biological process: actin cytoskeleton organization. Gene Ontology annotation, molecular function: protein binding. The record is from RefSeq and is a predicted model, not a curated record. The transcript is spliced from 3 exons.